AUGCUAGUAACCGGUCUAAAGGAAAAUACCAUGCACGCCAGUAUUUAAACGGAAUUGCUGAAGUAGCCAAGUAUUAGUACUAUCUGAGGAAUUUGUCGAAGCAUUCGCUUAGCAGUGAUCUAGUGCAUCUCAUUGCAUGUUUAGUUAGUGUCAAUGAGUGGACGUGCAGUGGCAAGAAGUAACAUUUUGAAACCAUUCAGCAUAUUGAAACAUCUCUCAUCGAGAAAAGGCUCUCGGACUGGUAACUCUGGAAACAUUCUAGAACUACAGGUUCUCACUCAAAUUGCGUUCGUUCCUUGAAAAAAGUAUCUGAACAUAGGACGAGAUGGGCUUCAAAGAACAAUCUCCAAAAUACACAAACAAGAGCUGGAAACCAACAGGAACGCAAAAUAGCACGACUACGACCCCUAGCUCGACGUCCAGCGGUAAGACAGAAAAACCCAGUGGUUCC
Hermetia illucens (black soldier fly) is the source of this 451-nucleotide messenger RNA. RefSeq lists its product as uncharacterized. The record is from RefSeq and is a predicted model, not a curated record. NCBI's taxonomy places the organism in Eukaryota, Metazoa, Arthropoda, Insecta, Diptera, Stratiomyidae. The transcript has 2 exons. Bases 154 to 300 code for a protein of 48 amino acids.